AUGUCCCACUGCAGCUCCACCACUCCCUACACCAAGCCCAGCACCUUCAAUACCACCUCUCCAUCACCCGCGAGUCCACCUAUUUCAAUUGGAAAUUCACCUACUUCAGUUUCACCCACUGCAGCUCCACCGGUCCCAGCUAGAUCCCCCUCAAACUCUCCUAUUUCUCAAUCACCGACGAUCACUCCAGCUAGAGCACCAGCACCAUCAGUUAAUAUACCACUCCCCCUUCCUCCUACUAUUUCUCAAACACCUUGCACCACCCCAACUCCACCACCUCCUGUUGCACCAACCCCAACUUCACCGUCUCCUAGUUCACCCCAGAUCACUCCACCCAGUGCACCUACACCAUCACCGUCUCCUAGUUCGCCACAGAUCACUCCACCCAGCGCACCUACACCAUUACCACCGUCUGCUCCUACACCAAAACCAUCUCCGAUAGCACCUGGGAUCGCUCCUACAUCACCAGUCACACCGCCCACUCCUAAACCAUCUCCUAUCGCACCUGGAGUCGCUCCACCCACAGCCCCUAUAGUACCAAGCAGACCUCCACCAUCACCAUCUCCUAUUGCACCCGGAAUCGCUCCUCCCAUCGCACCUAUACCAACACCAGUCGCACCUGCCAUUGCUCCACCAUUUCCUCAGCCUCCCAUUUCCUCUCCACCACCCACACCAUCUUGCAACACUACAACUCCACCAUCUCCUAGUUCUCCAAAUAACACCCCGCCCAUUCCUCAACCACCAGCUACAGCCCCACCACCAGCAAAUCCUAUCUCACCGACCUCAACUCCACCGCCCAGUCCUUACUCACCCACCUUGACUCCACCACCCAGUCCUUACUCACCCACCUCGACUCCACCACCCAGCCCUUACUCACCCACCUCGACUCCACCACCCAGCCCUUACUCAAUCACCUCGACUCCACCACCCAGUCCUUACUCACCCACCUUAACUCCACCACCCGCCAAUCCACCAAGUCCUAUUUCACCCAAUGUCUCUCCACCACCCGUCAAUCCACCAAGUCCCAUUUCACCCAGUGUCUCUCCACCACCUGCCAAUCCACCAAGUCCGAUUUCACCCCGUGUCUCUCCACCACCAGCAUAUCCACCAAGCAUCAUCUUUCCACCACCUGUCAAACCACCAAGUCCUAUUUCACCCAGUGCCUCCCCACCACCAGCAUAUCCACCCGACAUCAUCUUUCCACCACCUGUCAAACCACCAAGUCCAAUUUCACCCAGUGCCUCUCCACCACCAGCGUAUCCACCUGGCAUCAUCUUUCCACCACCCGUUAAUCCACCAAGUCCUAUUUCACCCAGUGCCUCUCCACCACCAGCAUAUCCACCCGGCAUCAUCUUUCCACCACCCGUCAAUCCACCAAGUCCUUACUCACCCAAUAUUGCUCCAUCUAAGCCACCUUGUUACAACACUAUUAUACAGAACAUUAAGCCACCAAGCCCAUUAGCAGACAUCAAAGGAUGUUUUUCUUCAUGUGGCUUAAGGUGUGAACUACAUUCAAACCAAGACAAGUGUCACAGAGCCUGUAUGUCAUGCUGCCACCAAUGCAACUGUGUUCCUCCAGGAAGCGAUGGGAGCAACAGAGAAGUUUGUGGCACAUGCUACACCGACCUCAAGACUCAAGCUGGUAGACCAAUGUGCCCAUGAAGACCUACUUAGAUAACUUAUUAAGGUCAAAUAAAUAAAUUGGUCUUGUCUUUUGAUAUCUGAUUAAUGUUGCUUGCGGAUUAGCUUACUCUUGCUGUGAACUCUGAAGCAUGAGUACUUUUAAUGAAAUAUAUAUGCUUUCCUAAGAACCAUAUGUGUGCGUAUCCGUAAAUCUUGUGCAAGUUAUUAUAAUAUUGAACUACUGGU
This is a messenger RNA of Erigeron canadensis, 1869 nucleotides long. RefSeq names its product proline-rich extensin-like protein EPR1. The transcript is spliced from 3 exons. Lineage: Eukaryota; Viridiplantae; Streptophyta; Magnoliopsida; Asterales; Asteraceae. The record is from RefSeq and is a predicted model, not a curated record. The coding region runs from base 1 to 1662 and encodes 553 amino acids.